This is a messenger RNA of Pyricularia grisea, 2381 nucleotides long. RefSeq lists its product as uncharacterized. Gene Ontology annotation, molecular function: carbohydrate:proton symporter activity. The transcript is spliced from 3 exons. Bases 182 to 1879 code for a protein of 565 amino acids. Gene Ontology annotation, biological process: carbohydrate transport; transmembrane transport. The record is from RefSeq and is a predicted model, not a curated record. Gene Ontology annotation, cellular component: membrane. Lineage: Eukaryota; Fungi; Ascomycota; Sordariomycetes; Magnaporthales; Pyriculariaceae.
GUGUAAUGUAGUAUUUGAAUGCCCUCCCCCUCCUUCUUGGUAUUGGAGUUCUCUUUACUUGUCUCGCUCCUUUACUUUUUCUUUUCUCUCCUCACGUCAAGUCUCUAGACAAAAAGACACCAGGUUCUUUGGUUUAGUCUCAAACACCGACAGAGACGACAGACAAACCAACACACCCACCAUGGCCGACACCAAAGACACGUCGGUCCCUGCCAAGCGGGAGUCGGUUGACCAUGUCGACUAUACCGGACCUACCAUGACCGCCGACCGCGAGCUCAUCGAGGCGGCGGUCAAGGUGAGCGAGGAAGAAGCAAAGCUGCCGCGCAAGGAACUCUUCUCGAGGUACUGGCCCGCCGCCAUGUACAGCAUGAUCCUGAGCGCGGCCCUGAUCAUGGAGGGCAUGGACGUUGGCCUGGUCAACAACUUCUUCGGUCAGGAUGCCUACAGGAAGAGGUUUGGCUGGCCCGACGCAAGCGGCCAAUACCAAAUCUCGGCUUCGUGGCAGGCUGCCAUCGGCAACGGCAACAACCUUGGAAGCAUCAUCGGUCUGUUGUUGAACGGAUACCUGCAGUCCCGUUUUGGUUCGCGCAGGGUGUAUAUGGGAGCCAUGGCUCUGAUGGCCGGCACCAUUUUCGUCCUCUUCUUUGCCACUAGCGUUCAGAUGUUGUUUGUCGGCAACAUCUUUUGCGGUAUUCCCUGGGGUAUUUUCCAAACACUUGCUACCGCCUACGCCGCCGAGAUCUGCCCUCCCGCCAUGCGUGGCUACCUGACUGCCUGGACCUCCAUGUGCUGGGGCUGCGGCUCCUUCCUGGCUGCCGGUGUCCUCAGAGGCGCCCUGCAACUCCCUGGCGACUGGGCCUGGAAGAUCCCCUACGCCCUGCAGUGGGUGUGGAUCCCUCCCUUGUUCAUCGCGGCCUUCCUCGCCCCCGAGAACCCUUGGUACCUCGUCCGCCGCGGCAGGAUCGAAGAGGCCGAAAAGUCCCUGCACCGCCUCGCGCGCAAGGGCCACUACACGCAGCAGAGCAUGGCCGAGACGCUGGCUCUGAUGAAGCACACCAACGAGAUGGAGAAGCUCGAGGCCGAGAAUGCAAACUACAAGGACUGCUUCCGCGGCACCAACCUGCGCCGUACCGGCAUCAGCUGCAUGGCCUGGAUCAUCCAGAUCCUAAACGGUCAGUCCAUCGCCGCCUUCGCCACCACCUUCCUGCGGACGGCCGGCAUGCCCGAGGUCCAGGCCUUCAACUUUAGCAUGGGCAUCCAGUCGGUCAACAUCCUGGCGACCGGUAUCGCCAUCGUCCUGAUGGGCAACGUCGGCCGUCGCGACUUUUACCUGUACGGCACCACGGGCAUCGGCGUCAUCAUGCUCAUCAUCGGCAUCCUGGGCGUCCUGCCCGAGGGAUCCGUCAACACGGGCAUCGGCGUCGGUGUGGCCAUGGUACUGGUCAACGCCAUCUUCAAGGUCUCGCUGGGACCGGCGUGCUUCGUCAUCGUCUCGGAGAUUUCGGCCACUCGCGUCCGCGCCCAGACCAUGGUGCUGGGCCGCGCCGUCUACGUCAUUGGCCAGAUCGUCGUCAACCAGAUCAACCCGCGCAUGCUCAACAAGGGCACCGACGCAUGGAACUGGGGUGCCAAGACCGGAUGGUUCUACUUUGGGCUGUGCAGCGUCUGGAUCCUCUGGAUUUUCUUCUUCCUGCCCGAGACCAAGAACCGCACCUUUGCCGACAUUGACUACCUGUUCCAGAAGAAGAUUCCGGCACGCAAAUUUGCCACUGCCAAUGUUAACUUGUUCGAAUUCUCUCACGGCGACAACUCUGCCAAGACUCUUGACGAUGGAGAGGAUGUUGAACAGACGUCGCCUCAGCACGUUUCCAAGUCUUGAAAAGCGGGCUGAAUUACGGACAGCCUGUUGGACUUGUUUUAAAAUCUCAAAUGGAAGCGGUGUUUUUGCGGAGUUUCUUAAUAGCUGCUUUGAAGUAGUGACAAUAAAAUUACGGUUUGUUGCAGUUAACCACCCUUUGAUUGGGUUUGUGCAUGAUUCACUCACGAUGGUUGUAAUUUGAUAAUGUACAGAGUAAAUAUUGCUUUCUGCGGAAGCGGUCACACUAUUUUUAGUGUAAAAACUUCCCCUAUGCAUGGCUUAGGUGCUACCAUGCCGUUGUUGCAUAUUGUAUCGGAUGUCAAAAAGUAAAAUGUCAUCCGUUGAGAGAUCGACGUGGGGGAGCCAUGCCGCUAUCCGCAAACCCACUCACUAUUCUAGAACAUCCCCUGAGUCUAGAACUAUAGUAGUACAGUGUGUACAGGGCUAGAACCCGAACCCUCACUCUAAAAUUCUCACCAGUCCAUUUCUUCCAGAGUCCUGCUACAAAAAGAAAAGAAGAAAU